This is a messenger RNA of Lymnaea stagnalis (great pond snail), 905 nucleotides long. Lineage: Eukaryota; Metazoa; Mollusca; Gastropoda; Lymnaeidae. The record is from the annotation of a GenBank genome assembly.
UGUCAAGCCUCACUUCACCAACACAUUGAAAGAUACCACAAUCAGAGAUGGGGAGGGCUUGUCUCUAGAAUGUGAGAUUGAAGGCAACCCCAGGCCGCAGAUCUCGUGGAUUAGAGAUGGUAUCGAGAUAUUUGACAGUCAAGUAAGUCUCUGCCCUGAUUGACAACUGCUGUCAUUUUGAGAAAUGUCCAUUUAAAGAAUGCUCUUCAUUUUUAAGUCUCACUCUAUGCCGUACUUAGAAUUAGAAACUGCCAGACAUUAAAACUUGUAAAGACAACACAGUCAGUUUGUGUCUUUUAGUGUGCUCAAGCUUUAUCAAAGUCAAGCAAUAUCAAAGUCAAGUUUUAUCAAAGUCAAGUCUUAUCAAAGUCAAGCAAUAUCAAAGUCAAGUCUUGGCAAAGUCAAAUCUUGUCAAAGUCAAGUCUUAUCAAAGUCAAGAAGUAUCAAAGUCAAGCCCUAGUCUAUUUAGAAUAUUUUAAACAUGCAAUACGUAUUAAAUAAAAUUGAUUGUGCAAUGGAAAAAUGUAAACUUUUUUAACCUCUUACUUUAGCAUAACACACUCUAUUGACAAACAUUUCUUUCUAACAUUAUACAUUUAUUUAAAUUACUUUAUGUUCAAAUUAUUUUCAAUUACAGAUAGUUUUGUUUGUUUAAUAACAUAAUCUUGAUUACCUAACUUGAUAUCAAAGCUAUCAUUUCAUUAUGUAGACUCCUUCCAUGUGUGUUAGGGUUGUCAUGACAAGUACUCUCUCUCUGUGUUAUUCAGGACUUUCAAAUCUCCAUGAUUGGCUCCCACUGUAAGCUUCAAAUUAGUGAGAUCUACCCUGAAGAUGAAGGAAAGUACAGCUGCAAGGCAGUCAACAAUCUAGGGGAGGCUAUUUCAACGUGUUAUGUCUCAGUCGAA